Messenger RNA from Saxophila tyrrhenica, 594 nucleotides. RefSeq lists its product as uncharacterized. The transcript has a single exon. NCBI's taxonomy places the organism in Eukaryota, Fungi, Ascomycota, Dothideomycetes, Mycosphaerellales, Extremaceae. The record is from RefSeq and is a predicted model, not a curated record. The coding region runs from base 1 to 594 and encodes 197 amino acids.
AUGGCGCCAAGUGACUGGACAGACGAUGAAAAUGAGAUGUAUAGGAGCGAGUUCGAGCGCCUGGCUUCACUUUGGCACAAACAGCCAUACGAUCUCUACCAUCGCCCCUUCAGCCUCCUUAACAUCGUCCCCGACCUGUACUGGGACGUCCGCAAAGAACGAGACGAACCAGCCAGACGUAAGUCCCGCAAGAGCGGGCAAGGGUUUACUUCGACUUUUCCUGGACAGGGCAGAUCUGAACAGUGGACUCACUGGAUACUAACCACGAAGCACUACUUCGAGCUCAGGCAGACCAGCACAUACAUGAGCCCACAGGGUACCCUAGCCCAAGGACUGGAGAAAUACGCACUCAGGCGAAAGUUCUUCAUUACGAAGAAAGGUUACUUUGGCCUUGGCCCCUCGAAUGUCCGGCCGAGUGAUCGUAUUGCGGUCUUGUUCGGUGUUUCUGCGCCGAUAGUGAUGCGCACUGAGGAGGCUGGCUCUCCAGGUAAAAGAGUGAUUGGUGAGAUCUAUGUCCACGACAUUAUGCACUGCGAGGUCAUCGAGGAAUGGCAAAAUGGGCACGUGGAGGCUGGCAAGAUACUGUUGCGCUGA